This is a messenger RNA of Angiostrongylus costaricensis, 435 nucleotides long. The record is from the annotation of a GenBank genome assembly. Lineage: Eukaryota; Metazoa; Nematoda; Chromadorea; Rhabditida; Metastrongylidae.
AUGUUGACGACACGAUUUGAGCGGCACUCUUUAAUAGCUGGAAAUUCACCUCGACCAGACUCUGGGCAUUGGUCCGCUGGACAUUCUGAUGAUGGGUGCUCGGAUCUUGAUGAAGAUUUAUGUUUGGAAAGGCAAUGUCGUCAACUGAAGGCUUUAAAUGAGAAUUUGAACCGUCUACUUUUCGAUCGCAAUCAGGAAAUCGAGAAGCUAGAGAAACGUCUAUCGGAAACGACGCCGUCAUUCGUGAGUUCUCCGAGUUUUUCAUUGGGGAAUUCAGAAAGCAGUGAUUGGUGUGGUUUGUGGGAUACCUCGGUCAGCGAAGAACAUUCUGAAUGCAACUCUUUGCGUCCACCGUCCGAUUUCUCAGUGAUGUUUGAAAUUAUGCUUUUUGCUGCUCCCUCGAUUAUUACCAUGUGGUUGGUUUCUAAUAACUAA